Messenger RNA from Kuraishia capsulata CBS 1993, 1305 nucleotides. RefSeq lists its product as uncharacterized. NCBI's taxonomy places the organism in Eukaryota, Fungi, Ascomycota, Pichiomycetes, Pichiales, Pichiaceae. The coding region runs from base 1 to 1305 and encodes 434 amino acids. The transcript has a single exon. The record is from RefSeq and is a predicted model, not a curated record.
AUGUCUUCUGAAAACGAGUCAACUUCGCAGAGCUUAGGCUCUACAAAUGUGGACUCUUCAGCCGACCUUGUGUUGCCUGCCACUCACAACUUGGCACCUUCAACGCUACCCAAGUUUGAAGACCUUCCAUCCGCUACCACGCCAUCCACGAUGAUGCCACCGGCUACUCCUGUUAUGAAACAGGGUGGUUCCAUCAAAAGUGAGAAUAGCCCAAGUAGUGAAAGCCAAACAGUCCCCACUACGCCGUCUGCGCCGCAGUUUUCGCCUACUAGAGCCGGUCUUGGACUUCCGGUGGUUCCGAGGACGCCGGACAGACCUACUUUGUCCGAGGGACUCGAAGAAACGCCACUAUUGUCGCCAAUGGGCUCUGCAAAACGGCGGUCGGCUGACUUUUAUUCACUGCUGAAGUCCCCGGAGAGAAUCGGCAAGCAGAAUUGGGAUGCUGGGGUGAAGAGGAGGUCUUUGGAGUUAUACAACGUGAUCAAUAAAUCACCUGACCGAGUGGGAUUUGUGUUCCAUGACUCUGCCAAAUCCCCAAAGAGACAGAGUCCGUACAGAGUGAACAAGAAGAACCCGGCCGAGAUUAAAGAGAUCUCCGAAACGCUCAAAACAAAACUGAACUACGCCGCAUUGAAGGUUCAGAAUGGUUGGGGAAACAAGUCCCUGGAAGAGCUGGAAAAGACAAUUGACGAUGCGAAGAAAGAUCAAGAACCUUCUGCGACGCGUCACGAGCUGAUACAGCCCAGUUUCGGUUUCAGCCGGGGUGGGAUUGCCGCGAAACCGAGAAGCCCGAGUGGCUCUAAACCCGGAAUGAGACUGUCACUGGACCAGGUGGCCAGUCGACCACAUCAACAGAACAAUAAGCAUCUUCGAGUGGGAAGUAACGAUGAGGGAUUCGCAGAUCUGGCUCUCUACAGCGCGUUGAGCAGCCGGAAAAACAGUGUUUCCCACAACGAUGAAGACGUUGCCGAGAAGGAAGCGGUGAUGUCGUUGAUGUCGCUUUCUUCGCCUGUGAAGAAAACACCGCCUUUUCCUCUGCCAAGUUAUAACGGCACUCACAGUAACGGACAUAGUGUCCAUGGAAGCCCGCCUCCGAGAGGUGCCUACAACUUCAUGCCAAGGUCCUCCACUCAACUCCCACCAUUGAGGAGCCCGUCCAGGCCCACCUACGAGAGCGCAGUGAUGACGGAUUCCGAUGACAACGAGACAGAUGUUGAUGAAUCGGAAAUUCCGAAGACCCAGUCGGUAAAACCAAUUGACGAUGAUGACGAUGCGCGGACUGCUAGUGAUUAUAGUGAGGGGUGA